This is a messenger RNA of Geosmithia morbida, 621 nucleotides long. RefSeq lists its product as uncharacterized. Bases 1 to 621 code for a protein of 206 amino acids. The record is from RefSeq and is a predicted model, not a curated record. Lineage: Eukaryota; Fungi; Ascomycota; Sordariomycetes; Hypocreales; Bionectriaceae. The transcript is spliced from 2 exons.
AUGACCACACAUGUUCAGGUUCGAGCGUCAGACAAUGUGCCCUCGGCAGAGAAGCUACAGGAGAUACAAGAGCACAGUGUACUCGACCACCGUGGCGGAUCUCAUACGUUGAGAUCCAUAUGGAAUGGCGAAAAGGCUACUAGUCGAGUUUUGAUUAUUUUCAUCCGACACUUUUACUGCGGUCUAUGCCAAGACUACGUGCAGACGCUGAGCGAGUCUAUAACGCCCGAGUCCCUACCAGCAGACGCAUCUGUCGUCAUCAUCGGGUGCGGUGACCCAGGUCUGAUCGACGGCUACGCCGGGCCCAUGGGGUGCCGGUUCCCCAUCUACGCGGACCCCAGUCGGCGGGCGUUCGCGGCGCUGGGCCUGGUCGAGACUCUGGACGCGGGCACCGUGGCGCCGGCGUACCAGAAGCGGUCUAUCGCGCAGCAGGCCUUCGCCGGGUUCCUCAGGGCCAUAGGCAGCAUCCCGAGGGGACUGGCGCACAAGGGCGGCGACAUGCGUCAGGUCGGCGGGGAGUUUCUCUUCCAGGACGGUGCCGUCAAGUGGUGCCACCGCAUGACGACGACGAGGGAUCACACUGAAGUGCCAGAGCUGAUGGACUUGCUUGGCUUGAGCUGA